ACAUACGUGAGAGGAAAGUUUUUUGUUUUAUUUUUAAUUUGUCUGUAGAAUUCCAUCCUUAAACGCGUUCAUCGCAAAACUGUAUCGUUUCUGCAUCCAUUGGAUUGAACGUUGUCUCCAUUCGGGUAACCGUUAUCAGGGAUGGAAAACGAUAAAAUGGAAAUCUACGAAUCCCUGGUACGUUGGUUAAGCGUACUGAAUCUGUCCGCACCACAUCAAACGGUGCUGGAACUUUCGGAUGGUGCUGCUCUCGCACAAGCACUUAACCAAAUCGCUCCGGAAGUGUUUACCGAUAAUUGGCUGUCCAAGAUAAAGUCAGACGUCGGUGCGAAUUGGCGGUUAAAGGUGAGCAAUCUGCGAAAAAUCAUCGAAGGUAUCUACGUGUACUAUCAGGACAUGUUGAGUUUAAACCUGUCGGAAGAGUUACGUCCAGAUGCGCUCAAAAUUGCAGAGAAAUGUGACCCGCACGAGCUUGGCCGAUUACUGCAGCUUAUACUUGGCUGUGCGGUGAAUUGUCUCGAAAAACAAAAAUACAUUACGCAGAUCAUGGAACUAGAAGAAUCAUUGCAGCGAAAUAUAAUGGCUGCACUGCAGGAAAUUGAAUACAUUUGGCAGGGAGCGUCUCCUUCUCGUAAUUCGAUCAAUACGACUGCAAGCCUGGAUGUGAAAACAUUGCAGGAAGAUCGGGAUACAUUGGCGCAAAAGUGCCACGAAACGAAUAAAAAGAUGUUGGGGUUGAUCGAGGAAAAAGCAGCAUUGCAGCAGGAAAUAAUCAAAUUGCAGACUAUCGUGGGGCGGUACGAAAACCCAAAUUUAAUCGGUGAUGAUGGAACGUCGCUCGGUCCAAUUCAGUUAGGUUCAUCACGGUACAACGAUCUACGCAAGCUAGUGGACAGUUUGAAGGAUGAGCUACUGCAGGCAGAAACUGCCAGGGAUGAUCUGAAGAUGAAAUCGAUGAUUCAAGAGAAGGAGAUCACAGAGCUACAGAUCCGGAUCGAUGAGCUGCACGCGGCCACAGCCGAAAUAGCACAGCUAAAGGACGAGAUCGAUAUCCUGAAAGAGGCAAACGAGAAGUUAAAAAUUUGCGAAACGCAGCUACAAACCUAUAAGAAAAAGUUGGAAGACUAUAAUGACCUACGAAAGCAGAUAAAGCUGCAAGAGGAGCGCAGUGCCGAUUACCUGAAGCAGAACCUCGAGUAUGAGGAAGAAGCGAAAAAAUAUGCCGGCUUGAAAGGUCAGGUCGAGCUGUACAAGAAGAAAAUACAGGAUCUACACGGAAUGCUUGACGAGGAAAUGGGCAAGACGGUGCGAGCCGAAUUCGAGUAUAACCAGUUGCAGGGCCAGCUUGCGGCAGUGCAGCGGGAAAAGGAGAACUUUCUGAGAGAGCGGGACACGCUGCGAGAGGCGUUAGAUGAGCUAAAGUGUGGCCAAGCCAUCGGUGUGGAUGGGGUUAGUCACAGCGGUCACAGUGGUGGAAACACGAUGUCAAAGGAACUGCAUUCAAACGAUUUGUACGAACGUAUCGAGCGACUAGAACGUGAAAACAAGGCUCUACGGGAGGGUCAGGGUGGGCAAACGGCACUUUCGCAAUUGCUAGACGAUGCAAAUCAGCGCAACGAAAAGCUUCGAGAUCAGUUAAAGUCAGCUAACCAGAAAAUUCUUCUUCUUAGUCAGCAUCAUACCGAGGAUGGAAGUAGCAAAACCGAACUUGAAAUGCAGAUGAAACAAACGUUGGAACUUAAAGAGCAAAAUUCUGCACAGCAAAUGGACGAAGCGCAGUUGCAGCUUACCAAUUUGCACACAAAAAUUGCGAAUUUGGAAGCAGCCCUCGUUGUGAAGGAUCAGGAAUUGCAGGCGGCCGAUGUGCGCUACAAAAAAUGUGUUGAAAAAGCGAAGGAAGUGAUCAAAACGCUUGAUGCGCACGCAAUCAGUGAAGCAUUAUUGAUGGAUAAGGUCGAUUCGCCCAGUGGAGCAGGAGUGGAUGGUACGCUAACGGUGGGAAAUGGUAAUGCUUCCCGCACUGCGAUGGGUCAGCAGGAAGAGCAGCUAAUUGCAACCGCGUUCUAUCGGCUAGGGAUGGUUUGCCAUCGAGAAGCGGUUGAUGCACGAUUGCUCAGUGGGCCAGGGCAAAGUUUCCUCGCACGACAGCGGCAACCUGCAGCAAGAAAACCACUAAAUGCAAACUAUGGCAAAAAAUGAUCCUUCAUCACUGUGCUCAGCAUCAUCAUUAUGAUCAUCAAUUCACAGCCGUCGAGAUAGUUCCGUUGGCAUGUGCGCUCGCCGAAAGGUGCCUUACCCUUAGCGAAAUAGUAUGAUCUGGAGCGUGCAGAACGCAAAUCGUCCUCUCAUUACCGGUUCCUUGAUGGAAUAGUCUUCAAACUAGAGUGUGUACUUUUCAUUCUUAUUUUUGACCCUGCUUAUCCUACGGUCGUACCAACUCAGGUACUAUUUCUUUUCAGCGAAAGUGGCGGAGACAGUUGACUGUUUUGUGUGUGUGGGGUUUUCCGUUUAAUAUUUAUUUUGCACAACCGAUUUAUAUUUCUGUUUUUAACCUCUUAAAAAUCAAUUGCGUGUCGCGUAUUCCAAAUAUAACACAAAUAUAUACACAUUUAACCAACAA
This is a messenger RNA of Anopheles funestus (African malaria mosquito), 2620 nucleotides long. It is a transcript of the gene hook, whose product is annotated as protein hook. NCBI's taxonomy places the organism in Eukaryota, Metazoa, Arthropoda, Insecta, Diptera, Culicidae. Gene Ontology annotation, cellular component: centrosome; cytoplasm. Gene Ontology annotation, biological process: cytoskeleton-dependent intracellular transport; cytoplasmic microtubule organization. Bases 142 to 2199 code for a protein of 685 amino acids. The record is from RefSeq and is a predicted model, not a curated record. The transcript is spliced from 4 exons. Gene Ontology annotation, molecular function: dynein light intermediate chain binding; microtubule binding.